AUGACGAGGAAAUGCGUUUUAGCUACUUGUCAGCUUAAUCAAUGGUCGCUCGAUUAUGAUGGCAAUCGUGACCGUAUUGUUGAAGCGAUCAAGACCGCAAAAGAGGCGGGCGCCACGCUUCUUCUGACUCCGGAACUUUGUAUCCCAGGCUAUGGUCUUCUGGACCAUUGGCUUGAGAAUGACGUUUACAACAACUCUUGGGACGUUGUUGCCGAAAUCAUUACUCGUCCAGAUUGUCAGGAUAUCAUCAUCGAUCUCGGUUUACCCAUUCAACAUCGGGGAUGUAGCUAUAAUGCGAGAUUAAUCGCACUCAACGGCGAGAUUCUCGCGAUCAGACCGAAGCUCGACCUUUGCAAUGAUGGCAACUUUCGGGAGAUGAGAUAUUUCUCACCAUGGCCUCGCCAACGCGUGGAUGAUUAUCAUCUACCAAAAGUGAUCCAAGCUCUGUCUAGGAAACAAAAGAUCUGCAGGAUUGGAGAAGUGGCGUUCGAGGCCAAUGAUGCGUCAUUCGCUUCAGAGACAUGCGAGGAGCUAUGGACGCCUAAUUCACCACAUUCAUUGUACUCGUUGGCAGGAAUUGAAAUCGUUCUCAACUCGAGUGGAAGUCACCACGAACUCCGUAAGCUCGAUACCCGGAUUAACCUCAUCAAGGAAGCCACAGAUAAAACUGGAGGUGUCUACAUGUACUCGAAUCAGCGUGGAUGCGAUGGUGAUCGAUUGUAUUACGAUGGCUGUGCUCUGAUUUUGAAUUCUGGAAAGGUUCUGGCCCAAGGAUCACAAUUCUCCUUGCUCGAUGUCGAAGUGAAGACUGCUGUGGUUGACCUGGACGAAAUAUGGGCAUGGCGAACAUCUCGCAGCCGUGGCAUGCAAGCCAAUGACCCGGCGGUACAUCGGCUUGAGCGGAUACAGGUCGACUUCAACCUCUGUCGGUCAUCGACAGUCUUAGAUCCCAAAGCGCGAUUGACAGAAGCAAUCGAGCCGCGUUACCACUUGCCGGAGGAAGAGAUUGCCCUUGGGCCGGCGUGUUGGCUAUGGGAUUAUCUCCGUCGAUCGCGAGCCGCCGGAUACCUUGUUCCUCUGAGUGGUGGCAUUGACAGUUGCGCGACAGCGACCAUCGUCUUUAGCAUGUGUCGCCUCGUUGUGGAAGCGAUCAAGAACGGCAACGACGUUGUGAUCGCAGACGCUACGCGCCUUUGUGGUGGUCAGCUUCCCGCGGGACUAACUGCCGAAGCAUUCUGUGGGAAGAUCUUCAGCACAGUCUUUAUGGGUAUGAAGCAGCAAUCGUCCAAGGAGACUCGUACUCGGGCUAUCGAACUCGCAACAGCCAUUGGGGCGCAUCACAUUGACACGAACAUUGACGAUAUGGUUAAGGCUCUUCAUCAGCUGACUGCGUCGAUUCUCAAUUUUGAGCCAAAGUUCAAGGUCCAUGGCGGCUCACAAGCCGAGAAUCUCGCCCUGCAGAACUUUCAAUCUCGAUCACGUAUGGUCCUGGCCUAUGCGUUGGGCCAACUCAUUCCCACUGCGCGCGGCAAGACAGGCGGUCUGUUAAUCCUCGGAUCCGCAAACGUUGACGAAUGUCUUCGCGGCUACCUUACCAAAUACGAUUGCUCUUCCGCCGACAUCAAUCCCAUCGGUGGCAUCUCCAAGACUGACCUCAAACGCUUCAUUGGCUGGGCCGAGACGCACUUUGACUUGCCAAUCUUACGAGAAUUCCUCGACGCCGUGCCCACCGCCGAGCUUGAGCCGAUCACCGAGACAUAUGUGCAGAGCGACGAGAUCGACAUGGGCUUCACCUACGACGAAUUAUCGAUCCUCGGACGCUUGCGCAAGACAUUCAAACUCGGCACUGUUGGCAUGUUCGAGCGGCUCGUGGUCGAUUGGGGCGACCACAUGGGUCCUCGCGCGGUGUACAAAAAGGUUCGCGACUUCAUGUAUUACUACGCUGCCAAUCGGCAUAAGAUGACGACCAUGACCCCCGGACUUUAUCUUGAGUCGUAUACUCCGGAUGAUAACCGGUAUGAUCUGCGGCCGUUCCUAUACCCUCGGUUUACUUUCGAAUACCGCAAGAUUGAAGACAUGAUUGAUAAGAUGGAGAAGGGCGAGGCUGGGAAAACUACAAAGAAUUGAGCAAGCUCGGUCUUUUUGCUGUGGACAAAUUUUACGAUCAAGCGAGAGAAUGAAGUCAGAUUGACACAGUACAUUGAUUGCCUCGCCGCAGACGGGACAUGCUUCAAAUAUUGAAAGAGGGCAAACAGAUGCCGUCUACCGAAUACCUAGCCAUGGGUUUCGAAGUGAUGACCGCGUUCUUGCGCGACUUUCCAACGAGGCCACACGCGUGGCCUGUGCGAUUCGGACACCGCCGACUGCAGUACGUCGUCCGAAGAUAAAAGGCUAGCACGCAGCAUCAUGCACGCAAUACUGUACACGUCAUAAAGUUUCCUUGUGCAGCACAAAGGGUCGUCUAAGACACAUGCCGACAU
Dissoconium aciculare CBS 342.82 is the source of this 2480-nucleotide messenger RNA. Its product is annotated as glutamine-dependent NAD(+) synthetase. Gene Ontology annotation, cellular component: cytoplasm. The record is from RefSeq and is a predicted model, not a curated record. Gene Ontology annotation, biological process: NAD+ biosynthetic process. Gene Ontology annotation, molecular function: ATP binding; NAD+ synthase (glutamine-hydrolyzing) activity; glutaminase activity. Bases 1 to 2127 code for a protein of 708 amino acids. Lineage: Eukaryota; Fungi; Ascomycota; Dothideomycetes; Mycosphaerellales; Dissoconiaceae. The transcript is spliced from 3 exons.